AGCUGUGGAGGGUAGAGGAGGGCACGGAGGCCGAUGAAGACGCUCGGGCCGAUAGUGUAGUACUUUCUCAAGUCGAUGUGACGCCAUUCGAUUGCGUUGGGUGGAGGGACCAUCGAGUUGGCUUAGAAAUAUUCAUAGAAAUGUGAGGGGAGAACGAAGGCAGAGACUGCAGGAUGUCAUUCAUGCAGGCAAUGCUCUGAAAGUAGCACUGGAUUUUGGCUUUGAUGACACAAUGAGUGAAAAGGAGCUUCGUACUUUGAGUAAUCAAGUAAGAGAAGUCUACAGCAGCAGUCUAAGGGCCGAAGACCCGUUUCAUCUGCUUUUCACAAACUACAGCAGAACGAGUCUCCUACACUCACUACUAUGUCGUACCAUGAACGAGGAUCCAUUUUGUUUACCAAUCGAUAUGAGGGAGGAAAAGGUGACACGUCUCUUUCCAAGAGAGGACAUUGUGUUUCUUACUCCUGAUGCUGUAACAGCACUAGAGACUCUGGAUAAGACGAAAGUCUAUGUGCUUGGUGCAGUCGCCGAUAAAACUGUUAAAAAGAGGUUAACUCUUGAUGCGGCUGAGGGAAGUGGAAUUGCUGCACGGAGAUUACCAAUCAAGGAAUAUUUACACCAGACGAAACCAUCAUACACAGCCACCAUGACUAUCAAUCAAGUAUUCGACAUCCUGCUAAUGUACCAAACAACCGGAGAUUGGACGGCAUCACUUCUAUCCGCAAUCCCACCGAGGAAAGGAUUUAUUGCAAGAGACGAAGACAGACAAACAUAUAACAAGUAAUAGCAAUCACAGUGUCAA
This is a messenger RNA of Corticium candelabrum, 802 nucleotides long. RefSeq names its product tRNA methyltransferase 10 homolog B-like. Gene Ontology annotation, molecular function: tRNA binding. Lineage: Eukaryota; Metazoa; Porifera; Homoscleromorpha; Homosclerophorida; Plakinidae. Gene Ontology annotation, cellular component: nucleus; nucleoplasm. Gene Ontology annotation, biological process: tRNA N1-guanine methylation. The record is from RefSeq and is a predicted model, not a curated record. Bases 233 to 784 code for a protein of 183 amino acids. The transcript has 7 exons.